This is a messenger RNA of Ceutorhynchus assimilis (cabbage seed weevil), 826 nucleotides long. The record is from the annotation of a GenBank genome assembly. NCBI's taxonomy places the organism in Eukaryota, Metazoa, Arthropoda, Insecta, Coleoptera, Curculionidae.
UUUGUGCCGGUUUUUGGAAUCUGCCUCUAACAAAUCAUUAUUUCAUUGAAAAAUUAUUUUCUAUUUACUCAGUAAUAAUGAGAUCUGGCUAUGUCAUGUUUUGCUUAUCAUAACCAGCUUCAGUGUGGUGGUAAAUGCUAGCAAAAUAUUCAUGAAAGUCAUUAUUUAUACGAAGCAAAAUAUUCUGGAACUUUUCAAAGAUGUCAUCGAGAAAGAGGAAGUAAUUUGGGCAUCCAAUAAUGAAAUUAUUAAAACUAUGUAUCGUGGAAAAAUUCGCACUUUUAAAAUAUAUACAGCGGCUUUGGCUAUUUUUACUGUGUCGGCUGUAGUUUUGUUGCAAGGUUAUGGCGCAGUAGGAGUUUUGCAGAUAAAAGAGCACAACAAAAAGUUCAAUACUAGCCUAGAGCCACAUUCAAUGUAUCAAACCAUUAUUCCGUUGAAUAAACUGGAACAUGUAACUUUUUUUUUCGCUUUGGAAGCAUUUCUGGCGUGGGUCGGUGUCACCUAUAACUGCACGACUCAUAUGGUUUUUGUUGUUUUGCUCAUGUUUUCAGCUUCCCAAUUAGAAAUGUUACAGAUUCGUUUACGAUAUUAUGUUGAAGAGGAUUUUCCUGAAACACCGACUGAAGAGCAAAUUAAUGAAAAAAUUGUAUUGCUUAAAAGUUUUAUUCGUGAUCAUAUUUACAUAAUUAGAUUUGUCCAGCAUUACAAUAAUUGUACAAAGUACAUCAUAAUGGCGGAAUUCCUUUUAGCUUCUUUCGAUUUAGCUUCGGUUUCGAUCAACUUAACUAAGCAGGUACCUACCUAUCCAAUUUUACUAGUGUAG